CGCCUCGGGUGAGUCCUCCCAUCUCGGCCGGCCGUGUAAGCACUCAGCCCAGGCCGAAGCCCUCGGGCUCCUCGCCGCGUGCUUCGAGCCAGCCGCCGCCCCCUGGGGUCAGUCACCUAGGCGGACCUUUUCUUCCGGGGUACUGUUUACGGGGGGGAAAUCACGCGUGGACGAACUCGUCCAAAUUCCCAGGCCUGUGAAUUCCACCAUGGCUGAGCAGCGUCUUCCGGUACCCCGGCUGCGGGGCGUCUCGAGGGAGCAGUUCCUGGAGCAUCUUUAUCCACAGAGAAAGCCUCUCGUGUUGGAAGGACUCGACUUAGGAUCUUGUACAAGCAAAUGGACAGUGGAUUACCUGAGUCAAGUUGGAGGGACGAAAGAAGUGAAAAUUCAUGUUGCUGCAGUUGCACAGAUGGACUUCAUUAGUAAGAACUUUGUCUAUAGAACUUUACCUUUUAACAAGUUGGUCCAGAGAGCAGCUGAAGAAACACAUAAAGAAUUCUUCAUUUCAGAGGAUGAGAAAUACUACUUACGGUCACUUGGAGAAGACCCGAGGAAGGAUGUUGCAGACAUCAGACAGCAGUUUCCAUCAUUAGGAGAAGAUAUUACAUUUCCAAUGUUCUUCAGAGAGGAGCAGUUCUUUUCCAGUGUUUUUCGAAUUAGUUCACCUGGAUUACAGCUCUGGACUCACUAUGAUGUAAUGGAUAACUUUUUAAUACAAGUGACAGGAAAGAAACGAAUUACACUGUUCAAUCCUCGGGAUGCACAAUAUUUAUAUUUAUCAGGUUCUAAGUCAGAAGUGCUGAAUAUCGACAGCCCAGACCUAGAUAAAUACCCACUCUUCCCUAAAGCAAGAAGGUAUGAGUGUUCCCUUGAAGCUGGUGAUGUCCUCUUCAUUCCUGCUUUAUGGUUCCAUAAUGUAGUUUCUGAAGAGUUUGGAGUGGGGGUGAAUAUCUUCUGGAAGCACCUUCCAUCGGAAUGCUAUGAUACAACAGAUACCUAUGGCAACAAAGAUCCUGUAGCGGCAUCCAGAGCUGUGCAGAUCUUGGACAGAGCUUUGAAAAUACUGGCUGAAUUACCAGAGGAAUACAGGGACUUCUAUGCACGCCAAAUGGUCUUACGUAUUCAAGACAAAGCCUACAGCAAGAACUCUGAGUAAAAAAUGAACUAAUGUAAUAAAAUUUAAAAAAUAAAUAAAAAGCAGCUCAAGUAUUUGAAAACUAUAACAAGAUAUAAAAUUUAAAGAUUUUUUUUUAAAAUAGGAAAGAUUUGUCUGAGAUUUAUAGUAUAAAAGAUGCAUAUCUGAUUUCUACUUGGUAUAGAUUGAAAAUGCUUAGCGGGAUCAUUCUUUAGGUCUAAAAUGUAAAUAAAUAAAAUUUGGAGUUAAUAAAAAAUAUUGAAUCAC
Molecule: messenger RNA, 1402 nt
Organism: Mus pahari (shrew mouse)
Lineage: Eukaryota; Metazoa; Chordata; Mammalia; Rodentia; Muridae
Gene: Tyw5
Product: tRNA-yW synthesizing protein 5
Exons: 8
Coding region: 209-1156 (315 amino acids)
Biological process (GO): wybutosine biosynthetic process
Molecular function (GO): tRNA binding; 2-oxoglutarate-dependent dioxygenase activity
Source: RefSeq, a predicted model, not a curated record